Bradysia coprophila is the source of this 3937-nucleotide messenger RNA. RefSeq names its product Crustacean cardioactive peptide receptor (gene CCAP-R). Gene Ontology annotation, biological process: neuropeptide signaling pathway. Gene Ontology annotation, molecular function: vasopressin receptor activity; neuropeptide receptor activity. Gene Ontology annotation, cellular component: plasma membrane. NCBI's taxonomy places the organism in Eukaryota, Metazoa, Arthropoda, Insecta, Diptera, Sciaridae. The record is from RefSeq and is a predicted model, not a curated record.
ACACUGUUUCAGCACACACAGCAGCAGUCGACAAUGGUACGUUGAAGCGAACGGUUGAAUAUAUUUAUUCCAAUUUUCAUUCUGUUUGUGUAAAAUGAAGUAAAAACAAUUUUGAUAAUUUUUUUGGGAAAAUUUACAACACAGAAAAAGAAGGAAAAAUUCAUGUGACAUAUUACAACUUUUCUACGAAUAUCAAGUCGAAUAAAAAAAUGUUAAUAAAUAAAAUGAAAUAAAACUGUGAUAUGAAAUGUCGCGCGUAAAUUGUAUUUGGCUUGCAAAUAUACAUUUUUAUCCGUUUAUGUUUUGAUAUUUUUUUUUUUUGGUCUGUUUUGCUUGGAAUUUAUUAAUGAAACCUACGUAAUGUGCCAAAUGUACGAAUGAAUGAAAUUACUCAUUUUCAUAUUUAUUUUAAUAUUUUGUGUAUUGUAAUCGAGACACUAUGGAUGGUUCAAUAUAAGCAACAAAAAAAACUACUCACAAUAGAAAAGCCGGUGAAAAUUUGUAUUGCUUCAAAUUGGUAUAUUAGAAAAAAAAAAGUGAAAGUUUUUUUUUAGACUUUAAGAUUUCUACGGCACAGACAAAGUCAAGAAGGACAAGGACAUUUAAUUUGAAAACAAAAGCUAUUUUUGUCACAAAUCUGUACGUUAAGUCUUUGAACAUCAAUCUGUAGCGAAAGUGUUAGCAUGUCUUCGUCAAAAAUCUUUUUCUCUCGGUUGUUGAGGUCAAGCACAGUAAUAUAGAAAUCUAACAUUCAAUAACAACGUCAAUAAUGGCACCAUGGAUUUGCUUGCCAUGCGAAGAUAUUUAUCGCCUUCAACAACAUCAACAUUCUCAUCAGCAGUGUCCCCCAACGAUAAUUCAAAUGAAAUUCGCUCCACACUUAACGACAAGUCAAUAUUAUUGGUGGAACAUCAGCAAAAAAUAUUUGUUCACAGAAUGAAUUGUACGAGACAAUUUACAGAAAAUUGUCAAAAAGGAAUGAUGAUUACGGAGGAUGAUUAUAAUCAGAAUUGUUUGCAAAAUCGUGACUACGACAACUGUUUAGCAAAUAAUCAAACAAAUACUUUGUCACAGGUACUUGUGGCGCCUACACCACUCAGCGAUGUAAUCAAUUCUUCCAUCGCCGACACAAAUGAUGACUUCAAUUCAUUUUACUUUUAUGAGACUGAACAAUUCACCGUGCUUUGGGUUCUCUUCGCAAUUAUCGUAUUGGGCAAUUCUGCCGUAUUAGUGACAAUGUUUCUGAACAAAAGCCAAAAAUCGAGAAUGAAUUUUUUUAUCAAACAAUUGGCACUUGCAGAUUUAUGCGUGGGAUUAUUGAGUGUCUUAACGGACAUUAUUUGGAGGAUAACGGUUUCAUGGCGUGCUGGAAAUGUGGCUUGUAAAUGUAUAAGAUUUAUCCAAGCCUGUGUUACGUACGCUUCCACGUACGUUUUGGUUGCUUUAAGCAUUGACCGUUAUGAUGCUAUAACGAAUCCUAUGAAUUUUUCCGGAUCAUGGCGUCGGGCACGUCGACUUGUGGCUGGAGCGUGGCUUUUAAGCGCUUUAUUUUCAUUGCCAAUGGUGAUACUCUAUGAGGAGAAAGUUAUUCAAGAUCAAACACAGUGUUGGAUAGAUUUAGGAUCUCCAAGACGUUGGCAAAUAUAUAUGUCGCUGGUGGCAGCGCUUUUAUUCGUGUUUCCAGCAAUUAUUAUCGCUGCAUGUUAUGCGAUUAUUGUUCGAACGAUUUGGUCGAAAGGCUCGCUGUUAAUGUCAACAGAUAGGAGAGGUGGAGCUGACAGAGGGAGUCGUCGAGCUAGUUCCAGAGGAAUAAUUCCACGAGCCAAAAUAAAAACCGUUAAAAUGACGAUCGUUAUUGUGAUUGUAUUCAUUGUGUGCUGGUCACCAUACAUUAUAUUCGAUCUACUCCAAGUAUAUGAACAAAUUCCAAAGACCCAAACAAAUAUAGCCAUUGCAUCAUUUAUACAAAGUUUAGCGCCACUAAAUUCAGCAGCUAAUCCCCUAAUCUAUUGUUUAUUCUCCACACAAGUAUGCCGAACGUUACGACGAACGCUUCCAUUUCGUUGGAUAAAUUCGUCGUGGUGUUGCAAAAACCGUAAGUCAUCAAAUGUAAAUAGUCACAGCGGCACGCAUAAUGGCAAUGGACGACACUUGAGAAAUAGUUCAGACUCGAUGCGUACAUUAACCACAUCGGUAUCAUCGAAACGUGCAACGUCGUGUAUUCGACCGGCACGAGUGGUUAUCCUUGAACGGCCCAAAACGAUUUUAGCCAUGUCGGAAGUGUAAUACGCUGAGCAAAGUAUUUUGAAUGUCCAGUCCUAGUGGCUGCAUUUUCAUAGCAGAAUUGUCGGUGUUGUGCGUUCGGAUAAAUAUUUUGAUAAGUGAACGGAAGUGCAUAUUUUGUGUCUUUAGUGAUAAGAAAAGGAAAAGAAAUGAGGUCAUGUCAUAAAGUAAGCAUUUUAAGAUGAUCCAUUCAUGUGUUCUGUACUGAAGUCCAUAAUGACGUUGUUGGUAUUAUCGUGAUAUUCUAAUGGGUCUGAGCAUUUAAAUGGACAGUCGAAGUGCUAAUAUUCAAUAAGAAAUAAAUUGUACAAUUUUAUCAACGGCAUUUAACAUUUUUUCUGAUCUUGCUAUAUCGAGAAGAGAAUGUUCUUCAUUUACAUCUAUAUACUCAGUUACAAUCUAAAAGUAUUGCUGCAUUGUUUGUACCAAAAACAUAAUUUUAAGACUUAAAUUAGGACUGUUCCUGUAAUUUAAACUAGCGAAUUAAGUUUGAAAGUUAAAUUAUAUUUUUUCUACUGGGUAUCAUAUGUUUGAGGACGUUUUAGUCUCAAGUCUCAACAAAGUAUUUGAGUUCAAAUCUCAACGAAAUAUUUAUUAUUAUUUACCAGUCAUUGCGGCACUUUUCGACCUUAAUUCGAUGAGUUUCUUCGGAGUCCAGCAACUUUUCUCUGUAAUUUUCAGAUUCUUUCAGCUAUCAAUUACUAAUGAAAAUCACUUAGGACGAAAACACACGAGCAAUUUUUGAUGGGAUCAUCAGUUGGGAGAACUCAACAUAAUUGUCGAUUUCAUCAACGCAAAUUGCUCGUGAGUUUUCGGUCUUACCUGGCAAAAAUGAAAAAUAGAAUCCCAAAUUAAUAUUGGAAAUUAUUACGUUAAUGUUAUAGCGCCGAAAACACAGAAAAUUUUGAAUUGAAGCCGACAACUAUGCUGGAUUUUCCAUUUCAAUCCGACUAUCCCUACAGGUUAAAAAAUGGAAAACGCGGCUUAAUUGUCUAUUAAGCCAAUUCGAAAUUGAUCGUCUGUUUUCUGCCUAAAGCAAUUUUCCAUGUUGACGAACGACUCUUAUCUCUCCCCCUAAUAAUUUAACCCUAAAAGCGAUUUGCCAAAUUUUGCUGAGAUUUCAAAGUUCAACUUAACAGUGGAUUGAAAGGUUGCCAAAGAAAUAUCUUAGUUUCUCUUAACUCUUCCACCCACUAACGCACUUCAGGCAUUAGUCGUACUCUAAAUAAAGUACUGAAACUGGACAGUGUAUCGUACACAUAUUGACACUGUUAAAGAAUUUAGAAAUAUUUUCAUACAAAACUGAUCUCUAUUUGGCAGCUAUCGCUAGGAUCACUCAUGCUUGCAGUGUGUUGCUUACACAAAAAUGGUACUGUUGAAAUUGGCAGGGAGGACGACAUUUUUUUUGUUUAGUUCUCUUUUGAAAAAACUAAAACUCAAGACAAAAUUUCGGGACUUGUAAUAAUAGAAAAGGAAAGGAAGCUAAAUUUGAGAGGUGUGAAGCAGAAAUGUUACUGAAAAUGAAACUUAAUUCAAUGACUUUGGUUUUCCACAUAACAAACGUAUUUACAACGCAUUUAAAUUAAAUGUUCUUCGUACAAUAAAUACAGGAAUUUUGUGUAUAAGUUCGAUGAAAUAUAUCUCUAUACAUAUA